CCUGGAUUCCACUUGCCUUUUCACUACAAGCAAAAUGGCGUGCGGAAGCAGUCACUUAGUUAUAGGUUGCCUCGUGCUUAUUUUCUUUGCGACACAACAAGUUUCUUCAGAGACAUGCGCUCCAAUCGACAAGGACAUCAAUAUUCUGAAAGAUCAAAACUUUUGGACAUUUGAGGUGCCUCAUGUAGAGAAAGGAUGCAUACCUUUCAAACCACCAAUUUCUGGGGGAAAUGUCACCUCCACCUGUGUUUUCUAUUUUUCCCUUUGCCAUCCAGUUCCUAGUCUCUGCACUGAAAAUUGUGGAAUUUGUUUGACCAACAAGGUCUCUUUCUGGGGGCAUGACUACGAUAACAAGGCCCUUUAUACUAUGCCAAAAAAAACUGGUGGCUUUGACCCAAACAAAAAAGUUAACUUUGAUUCAGGUAAGUUUGAAUUUUAUUAUUUUUAUUCAACUCCCUUUAUUGAACGGGAUUACUUCACCCUAAUUUAUGAACCAGGAGAGCUAACCAAUGCCUCAACACUUUCCUCCUUCCAAACUGAAAUCACAUUCCAUUGUAACAAAAGUGCCGUAUGGAAAAGAUCUGAUGGUGAAAGUGGCAAUAACAGUGUCACAUAUCCUCCCAAAGUUACUGUCUCAAGUACACAGAUUGGGGUAGUCAUGGUUAAGGUAGAGUUUGAGUAUAGUGGGGCUUGUUCAAAAGGAGGUGGAGGAGGAGGAAAAGAUGACGAACCUUCAAAACCUCUGAGUGUUGGAUCAAUAAUGCUUAUUUUAUUCUUUCCUGGAGUAUUUUUGUAUUGUGUGGUGGGAGUGCUGGUAAAUAAAGGAGCAGGGAAAACAGGAAAGGAAAUGAUCCCGAACUCCAAAUUUUGGUCAGAUCUACCAGGAUUAAUAGCAGAUGGGUUUUCCUUUGUUGUUGCUAAGAUCACUUGUUCUCAGAUGACCUCCUCACGACAGAGUUACAAUUCCAUGUAAUCCAGCCUAAUAUUUUAGGUCUUGACGCGUAUACAGUCUCUAUUUUUCCAGUAGGUUUUUUUCAUGACAUGCGGCUAGAUAGAACUUAGUAACUCCAGUAGUAAUUCAGUAAAAAGAAGCGGCUUAACUGAUAGUUGAGAUAAAGGCAAAAGAUAAUUAGUUAAUAUAACCCCUUACACCUUAACAAUAAUAUGAAUUAUCUCCACACUGUUGUCCAAAUAAUUCCUAAAGUGCAGAUAAGGAGAAUUUGUUUAGCAAUCAAGAGCUUCUUUAGUUGGUGAGCAUUUCCUUUGUUUUCGUGUCCUGAAUGAGUGAUUCGGGGAUGAUAUUGUAAGGAGAAAUUAGAUGCUAAUCACACUCAGGGGAUAAGUGUGGCGGGUCCCCUCACUUAAUAGACAUAAUUUUACAGUCUGUAAACUAUUCUGACAAAGUGUGAAUGUUGAAGACGACUGAAGAAGCGGAACGCGAGGAGUAGCGGUGGUGGCCAGGAAGGGGGGGGGGGCAUGACGUAUCUCAUGGUAUUUUUUAUCGCCUUGCGCCUGAUUGUGUUUGAAACUCGACACCAAUAAAACAAACUUAUGCGCUUAGAUUCAUGGGAUACCUGAAUGAUCUUAAGGUGGUCUUUAGCUCAAUGUGGGAGUACCUGGUGUAGCUGACGGUUCUCCGUAAGAUUUGAACAGUUGAAGUGCGUCUGAAGGUUAACACCCGAGAGAAACGAGAGAAACGAUAUAAUGAAAACAUUCAGAGAAAAAAAACAGUGAAAGUGUUUCUAAAGAUACGGAGUGUUUAGAAAAACCGUAAGUCUGAUAAAUUACAACAAAAUUUAGCUGUUGUUUUACAAAACAGCGUUUAAGCCAUCUUCAAUUGAGCAGAAAUUUUUAUCUAGACAUUUAUUUUUGUGAACAGUGUCAAGAGGGCCCAAAGCUCAUAGUGAAAAGACAGUUAUUUAAUUAAAUAAACUCUCUCGCAGAGAA
Pocillopora damicornis (cauliflower coral) is the source of this 1947-nucleotide messenger RNA. RefSeq lists its product as uncharacterized. The record is from RefSeq and is a predicted model, not a curated record. NCBI's taxonomy places the organism in Eukaryota, Metazoa, Cnidaria, Anthozoa, Scleractinia, Pocilloporidae. Gene Ontology annotation, biological process: protein targeting to lysosome. Gene Ontology annotation, cellular component: trans-Golgi network.